CUUUAUUACGAAAUCUGGAGUACGCCUUUUCACCCCCAGCAGGCGGGGGGUCGGCGGAUGGUGCGUCUAAGCUCUCGGGGAAGCGAUCCACCGCCUGGGUCUUGGGAGACCGGUUUCCCGAGCGGUGGAUCUGUGCAAAUCCCAGCUCGCGGACGCAUGGCGACUUCGCGGGUCGAGGUUUGCUUUCGAGUUCACCGCCAGAGUGCACCUAUCCCCACUGCUUCAGAGCUGCGCCCCAGAACCUCGAGGAGCGGUGGGUAAUCCUGUCGGCGCGCAGGCUAGUCAAGUAUCUUUGCGUUGUUUUGUCGAGGUCAGCCCGCUGCCAAAGUGGCCUCGACAGUCGUCGGGCGACCCAACCAAUGUACGUAGCUGAGACUUGAAGUGCGGCGGCUCCAGGAACGCGAGGAGAGUGUGAAGCUUGACGUCUUCCACACCUUCUCGGAGAUGGUGCAGACGGCCGUCAUCAAGAACAUAACCACCGCUGGCUCCAGCACCCCGCAGGCCAUGGACGUGGACCAGGUCGGUGGCAUCCUGGAAACAGCGAGGCUGCCGCCUCCGAAGGAACGCCCAGCGGCACAACACCUCAUAGCGGUGGUGCCGGAUUGCAUGAAGCAGCUCAACAAGCAGCUGCGAUCCAAGGCGGCCAAGACCCGGCAGGGGGCCAUGGCGCUGCUGCGGACUCUGUCGGAGUGCCUGCCGCAGCAGAUCGAGCCCAACUUGCCGCAGGUGAAGGACGAGCUCGUGAGAGCCAUGAAAGAGAGCAACUCGAGCAUGCGGCUCGAUGCCCUGGUGUGCAUCAGGUACCUCAGUGAGAACUACGCGUCCCCGGCAGUCUACCAGCAGCUCGCCCCUCUCUUCUGUCCGCUGUUUCUGCAGUGCUGCAACGACACCUACUACAAGUCGAUUGCGCAGGCGCUGCGCGCCAUCGGCGCCUACGUCUAUACGCUCAGACCAGCGCCGCAGGCGGCGAGCGAGCAGCUGUCCGAGGUCGGGGCAGUGUUCGAGGUGCUCCGGGGCAAGCUCGUCGCCACUGACAUCGACCAGGAGGUGAAGGAGAGCGCGCUGGAGUGCUUCGGCAAUCUCACGGC
Molecule: messenger RNA, 1088 nt
Organism: Prorocentrum cordatum
Lineage: Eukaryota; Dinophyceae; Prorocentrales; Prorocentraceae
Source: the annotation of a GenBank genome assembly